AUGUAUCCCGCGAGGGGGAGGGAAUUCAAGUUCUUUCCAGACUCGUUUAAAUGCCCGCUGUGCGGGACACCCAAGAGCGAGUUUUGGGAUCUAAAUGACCCAGAUGAUCCGAGGAAUCAGGAGGAGGAGGAGGAGGAGGCCGAUCAGGAUGAUGAUGGUGGCGUUGUGGUCGGGAAGGAUGAACCAUCAGAGGGGGGAGGGGGCGCUAACAUCGACCGCGCGGAGAGGGACUCGUCAUAAGUAGAUGUAAAGCACUACCGUGUGGGA
This is a messenger RNA of Chondrus crispus (carragheen), 267 nucleotides long. RefSeq lists its product as hypothetical. Lineage: Eukaryota; Rhodophyta; Florideophyceae; Gigartinales; Gigartinaceae. The coding region runs from base 1 to 240 and encodes 79 amino acids. The record is from RefSeq and is a predicted model, not a curated record. The transcript has 2 exons.